Messenger RNA from Eimeria mitis, 306 nucleotides. RefSeq lists its product as uncharacterized. Bases 1 to 306 code for a protein of 101 amino acids. NCBI's taxonomy places the organism in Eukaryota, Apicomplexa, Conoidasida, Eucoccidiorida, Eimeriidae. The transcript is spliced from 2 exons. The record is from RefSeq and is a predicted model, not a curated record.
AUGGUCGUCGGCUUAAAGGAAGCGCUGUUGCGUGAGCCGGGCUCGUCCAAGUUCAAGGCCGAAAUGUGGAACCUGUGGAGAGAUGACGCCGACCAGUGGAGAGAGUCCGUACAGCGGAGCCUCACCACCCUGUUUCCUGAGACUCAUGUUACUGCCUGGUCGCCAGUAGAUAACGUCCUACAUCUGUUGAAUGACAACACGCCAACAGUGAAGGAACGAGCAGGAGUCUGUCCACGACGGCUGUACCAUGGUCUGCCUAAAAUUGGUGGUAGUAGAUGUGUUUCUAUCUCAUCGGUUGGCUCCUGA